CUGAUCGAUCUCGAAAAUGUCUUCACAUAAUUCAGCCUCUGCGAACGAUCCACGUCAGCCAUCGACGGCGAAGCCCUUUGUGGCAACUCCAGUGGCUCCUCAAGAAUUGCCCAUCGAUUACGCUGGUUUCAUCGCCGUCGUUUUCGGGAUUGUCGGCGUCAUGUUCAGGUACAAGAUAUGCUCUUGGCUCGCAAUCAUAUUCUGUGCGCAGUCACUGUCGAAUAUGAGGAACAUCGAGACUGAUCUUAAGCAAAUUUCCAUGGCUAUGAUGUUUGCGAUCAUGGGCUUGGUGACAAACUACUUAGGGCCUGCUCGACCGGGCACAAAGAGUUGAGAUACCUAGAAUGGAGUCAAGAUGAACUAUGACAGUGUACCACAUUUUUUUUUUCAGGCGCUUGAUGUUGACAUU
Pistacia vera is the source of this 409-nucleotide messenger RNA. Its product is annotated as protein Asterix. The transcript has 3 exons. Gene Ontology annotation, biological process: protein insertion into ER membrane. Lineage: Eukaryota; Viridiplantae; Streptophyta; Magnoliopsida; Sapindales; Anacardiaceae. Gene Ontology annotation, molecular function: protein folding chaperone. Gene Ontology annotation, cellular component: endoplasmic reticulum membrane. The record is from RefSeq and is a predicted model, not a curated record. The coding region runs from base 17 to 334 and encodes 105 amino acids.